Molecule: messenger RNA, 1686 nt
Organism: Glycine soja
Lineage: Eukaryota; Viridiplantae; Streptophyta; Magnoliopsida; Fabales; Fabaceae
Product: pentatricopeptide repeat-containing protein At1g55890, mitochondrial-like
Exons: 1
Coding region: 16-1218 (400 amino acids)
Cellular component (GO): chloroplast
Molecular function (GO): protein binding
Source: RefSeq, a predicted model, not a curated record
ACAGUUGAACAAACAAUGGCUCCAUUUAGACCUUGUGUUGUGUUCAACACUGUUGCAGAAGACACAAGAAGUCACAAAAUGUAUCACGUUCUUAACCGCGCUUUCUGCACCGCCACAGAGCCCGCCACCACCAUCGCCGCUUCCAUCAGGUCCAUUUCGGAGGAUCUGUACAAGGAAGUGAAGCUGAAGAACGUGGUGGAGAAGUUCAAGAAAGCCUCCGACAACGACCGCUUCCGCAAAAAAACCGGCAUCUACGAGGACACCGUUCGGCGCCUCGCCGGCGCCCGGCGCUUCCGGUGGGUCCGCGACAUCCUCGAGCACCAGAAGCAGUACUCCGACAUCUCCAACGAGGGCUUCUCCGCGCGCCUCAUUUCCCUCUACGGUAAAUCCGGCAUGACCAAGCACGCGCGCAAGGUGUUCGACGAAAUGCCGCAGCGAAACUGCAGCCGCACCGUGCUCUCCCUCAACGCCCUCUUGGCCGCGUACCUCCACUCCCACAAAUACGACGUCGUCCAAGAGCUUUUCAGGGACCUCCCAACGCAGCUCUCGAUCAAGCCCGAUUUGGUGACUUACAACACCAUCAUCAAGGCGUUUUGUGAAAAGGGUUCGUUUGAUUCGGCGUUGUCGGUGCUUCGGGAGAUUGAGGAGAAGGGUUUGAGUCCUGAUUCCAUCACUUUCAACACUUUGCUUGAUGGGUUGUACUCAAAAGGUCGUUUUGAGGAGGGUGAGAAGGUGUGGGAGCAAAUGAGUGUGAAUAAUGUUGCUCCUGGUGUGAGGAGUUACUGCUCCAAGUUGGUGGGGUUGGCUGAGGUGAAGAAAGCAGGUGAAGCUGUUGAGCUAUUUAGGGAAAUGGAGAAGGUGGGUGUGAAGCCUGACCUCUUCUGCAUCAAUGCCGUGAUCAAAGGUUUUGUGAAUGAGGGUAAUUUGGAUGAGGCUAAGAAGUGGUUUGGAGAGAUUGCAAAGUCUGAGUAUGACCCUGAUAAGAACACCUACUCUAUCAUUGUUCCCUUCCUCUGUGAGAAGGGUGAUUUCAAGACUGCCAUUGAGAUGUGCAAGGAGAUUUUCAACAACCGGUGCCGUGUUGAUGCGACGUUGCUGCAGGGCGUCGUGGAUAAGCUGGCGAGCGAGGGCAUGAUUACAGAGGCUAAGGAGAUUGUGGAGAUAGGGAAAACCAAUAGGUACUGUCGCUAUAGGUUAGAUUUGCCAGCAAAAGAGUAGAGUUAUUUAGUCGCACUUUCUUAUUGUUCUUGCGGUUUAAAUGGUUUUCAUAAUGGUGAUUGGGAAAUUGUCAAGAAUGGAUUUUGUUUGGCAUUGUGAGCUUAGUAAAACUGGUUGCUUCAUAAUGGCUUAUGCAGUCUGAUUGCACUAGCUCUUUUUGCUGGUUAGAUAUUAGCCCUUAAACUUUACCCCUGCAUCAAAUUUCUUGUUAUGUGAAUUUGCAUUUAGCAGUUUUAAUAUGGAAUGCAUACCUGCAUGCACAUAUGAACUUAUAUGUGGAUGUUUUGGAGUUUGGUCUCCCUACUGUUAUCUUGGGCAUCAUCAUUGAAUGCUAUAUAGAAAUAUAGAUUCGGUUUUAAGGCAAGGGCAUUGAAGAAAGAUUGUCAAAAACGAUAGCCGAUGAGGCUUGGCAACAUUCUCUGUAGACUCAAGUUUACUUAGUCUGUCACUGUAUUAAUCUUCUGAAAA